CCAAUAUCUCACAUGUUUACUUCCUGUUACAUAAAGUGGAAAUUGAGUAAAGACACGAAAUUACCUAAGUUAAGAAACAGAAAUGUCUACAGAAGGUCAAAGCUAUGAAACUAAAGAAUGAAAGGCACAAAGGUCAGAUUUGUCCUUAUUCUGUGUCGGGAAUACAAAAUAACAACCAUUCAAGGUACUGACUUCAAACUUUGCAUACAGCAUGGGUGCUGAUGAGAAGAUACGCAGAGCGCAAUGCGCCAUGAACCAGACCAGUAGGCAAAAGGUCAAGUUGCUCUGGUUGAGAGUAACAGCAGGCCAAGUGGUCAGAUGCUUGUUAACACAUACAUGGUCAACAGAAAUGCUGACCCCAUGGAUCUGGUUGAGCUAGCCAAGCAAGUACAAAAGGCAGAUGAGUUUACAAAGGCAACAGCAGGUAGUAAGUUAAUGGUGAUAGCAGACCAGAUACGAUACCUGCAGGAACAGGCUAAAAAGGUUUUGGAAGAGGCAAAGAGAGAUGCAAUGCUACACCAUGCUGCUUGUAAUCUUGUCAAGAAACCAGGAAAAAUCUACUACCUAUAUGAAAGAGAGUCUGGACAAAACUAUUUCUCUAUCCUCUCACCGGAGGAAUGGGGAGCCAGCUGCCCACAUGAGUUUGUUGGGGCAUUCAAACUGGAGUAUGACAUGAGCUGGACACCAGCGGAGUAUAUUGAGCAGCGUUCACAAGACUUUGCAUUGAUUGAUAAAGUUAUGAAUGCGCAGAAAGCAAUUGUUGAUGCAGAAAGUCCAAAUUUUAAAGGACUUACACCCGAAUCACGAAAUAACUCUUCCGCAAAAUUGACUGAUAUUAGUCACAUAACAGGUUAUGAUACCCCAAAAGACACUUAGAAUGUAAUAAUUUCUUUUAGGUUGUUUUAAUUAUUUUAUAGUUUUUAUUCAUUGACAAGCAUAACUCAGUAUUUAUAAAUGGUUCAGACAUAACCAAAUUUAUAAUUUGGUUUGCAGAUUUGCUGCAAUUCCUUAUUAGAAGUACACAAAAAAUAUUGGCUUUUGCUCGCUCCAUCAAUUUGAGUUGAAAUUUGAUCUUACACAAUCAUUGACAGAUGCACAGGUGUAUAGAUAUUAAGAUUUUAUUACCUAAACUGUCUUGACUCUGUCUGAAAUCAUUUCUGUUUGCCCUUGUAAAAUUUCAACAACUUAUCAGGCACUCUUUUAAUUUCUUUGCAUUUUCUUUACUUGUUAAAGUUAUUUUAUAUUUUGGAUUGUCAAGCAGAGAACAAAACGAAGCAAAUUUUGUGAUUUUUGACAUGUUCUGUUAGUUUGUUUUUUUGUUCUUGUUUUUUUUAUAAGUUAUAUAGGAAUUUGUCAGUAAUUAAAAUUUUAUUAUUAAGCAGUUGAAGCCCAGUAGCUGUGUCAAAUUUUGCCAAUCUAUACAUGUAAAACCUGUUAACCUGUGAGCAGGGUCACUCAAAAUGAAUUCAUUUUUGAAAGACCCUGCUGUGAGUAAGCAUUUAUUAAAUGAUAUUAUUUUCAAGGCACUAUAGUUUUAAUGGAUAAAUGACUUUACCUUUUGAGCUAUGUUAUACAUUUUGUAUAUAUAACCAAGACUUAUACCUACAUUAUCCUUCAGUUUCUAUGAAAUUUGAAGGAAUUUACAAUGAUUUUUAAACUUGAUUCUUAGUCUUAUUCAUAAUGAAUUUGUUCUUAUUUACUUACAUAUCUUAUGCAUUUAUGUCUUAAAGUGUAAACAGUGUAAACCAUAAAAGUUUUAAUGUUUUCAUUGAAGCAGAGGCAUGUUUUACUUAUGCUUUAAUUAAUUUCAGUUUAAAAACUGUAUUUGGUGACCAGUCUGUGAAUAUACUCAUGCCAUUGGUCAGUAUCAAGCAGGUGCUCUGAAACAGCCAAUCGGAUGCUUGUGUUCUUAGACUGGUCUUUAGAGGUCAUACAUCCUGGUGCCCUCAUAAACUAGAAAGCAGUCCCUCAGCAUUAUCAACAUCAUCUUAUUAUAAUGAUAUUUAAGACAUUUGCAAAAACCACUCGAGAAAUUUUGUUAAUACUUAAGCUCGAAUGCAUAUAUUUUAGCACAGUAUAUGAUCUUUGUAGGGUAGAAGGUACAUUCAUUAUGCUCAUUCAGAUGGUUUUUAUUAUGGGUUUUAAUCAUGUAAUUGAAAUUGUCAUCAUUAAAUCAUGGUAAAUAGAAUCACUUUGUUGAUAACAUUACAGUUGUGUAAUUUCAUGUAAAUUUCAUUCUUUACACACUUUGUGGCAUAAGUGUAACAUGUAACUGAUUGAAUUAAGUAUGAUUCCAUAAUGAUAUGAAAUCCUAGUGAUUGAUUUGUUAUUACAUUGUUGCCUUUAUUAUCAUUACAAAAAUAAAACCAUUUGAAGAUUG
Messenger RNA from Mercenaria mercenaria, 2380 nucleotides. RefSeq lists its product as uncharacterized. The record is from RefSeq and is a predicted model, not a curated record. The transcript is spliced from 6 exons. The coding region runs from base 319 to 876 and encodes 185 amino acids. NCBI's taxonomy places the organism in Eukaryota, Metazoa, Mollusca, Bivalvia, Venerida, Veneridae.